UUUAAUUAACAAAUUCCAAACGUUAGUCAGAGAAGAGUGAUUGAGUAUGCAGCCUGUAAGCAAAAGAUGAGCAGUCAUCGAGGGCCACCGAAGCACCAAAAUCGCUACGCCUGGAAACAAAACGCCGGUGUUAAAAUCAACGAGAAGGAAGUUGGAGGGAAGCUAAGGCCGUUCUCUGAAAUAACUGGAGUUUGCCCUCGAUGCAAAGAACAAAUCGAUUGGAAGCGUCGUUAUGGCAAAUAUAAACCCUUAAAGGAGCCUGCAAAAUGUCAGCUUUGCUCCAAACGUAAUGUGUGUCAAGCCUAUCAUAAUCUUUGUUCUGGUUCGUUUUCUCUGCUAUUAGUUCUUUGA
This is a messenger RNA of Hibiscus syriacus, 351 nucleotides long. RefSeq lists its product as uncharacterized. The transcript has 3 exons. Lineage: Eukaryota; Viridiplantae; Streptophyta; Magnoliopsida; Malvales; Malvaceae. Bases 67 to 351 code for a protein of 94 amino acids. The record is from RefSeq and is a predicted model, not a curated record.